AUGGAAAAAGGUAAGACCAAAUCAUCACCUUCUGCAACUCGACCUCGAAAAACUGAAAGAAAAGUUGUUGAGAAAAACAGGAGAAAUCAGAUGAAGAUUCACUACUCUAACCUUCUCUGCCUCCUCCCAGAUCAUGGCUCCAAGGAAGCAAUGCCAUUGCCCGAUCAGAUAGAUGAGGCUGUGGCAUACAUCGAAAGCUUAAAAAUGAAGGUGGAAAAAAUGAAGGAGAAGAAGGAAUCCUUGAUGCCAAGAAAAAGAUCACAUUCUUGCAUUACAAGUGAAGUUAAAGUCAACACAAAGUCUUCACGACCUUUAGUAGAAGUUCACGAUAUGGGAUCAAAUAUGGGAAAUUCCACCUUCCAAAUUCUCCAUGACAAGGUUGGGAAAUCAAGAAUGGGACUUGAAGCUACAACAAUGUCAAGAAGGCUGAAGGAUUUGAUUUGUGGAUCCACAUGCAGUGAAGUAGAAUCAAAUCUAGAUUUAUGGGAUUAUGGACUAUUCGGACCUGAUAUUUGGGGUCUUGGAAUUUCAGAAGUUAUUGAUGCCCAUAAUAUUUCAGAAUAUAGUCAAUGGUUUUAA
This is a messenger RNA of Fraxinus pennsylvanica, 579 nucleotides long. The record is from the annotation of a GenBank genome assembly. NCBI's taxonomy places the organism in Eukaryota, Viridiplantae, Streptophyta, Magnoliopsida, Lamiales, Oleaceae.